AGAUACCAGCAAUUUUUGUAUGUAUAUUAUUUUUAUGUCAAGAAUUGUCUUUAGACGAAGAUUUUGAUAAAACGAGAAUUUGCUUUCUUAUGAAGAAAAAUAUUGAUAUAUUGCCUGGCUGCUUUUUAUUGGAAGUAUCGGAACACUUUCUUUAUAAUUAUUUAAGCCCGCUAGCAAGGGAAGCGGCUGUUAAUUACUGCAGCUAAAUUGUAACGUACAUUAUCACAGUUGGUGAACAGAAGUGAAGAAGCAAUAGUGGUGAGCUUUUAUUUCAAUUUGUUAUAGUAAAUAACUUGAUAACAUUUUGAAUAAUGGAAGAAUGUUCUUUUUUGUGACUGCACUAAGAAGGAGGGUUAUUUAUAUUGCAAUAUUUACUUGGAACAUAUAUAACUUUAUACAUUAUACGAUAUAACAUAUUAUAAACGAUAUAAAAAUACUAAAUGAUCUUGUUUGUGUAGAUAUUUAUUAGAGGCAUAAUCAUAAAGUGGUAAAAAAUUACUUGCGCAGAAGUAGAGACUCAUCAAGGCGAGUGAUCUGGAGGGUCAGAGAAAAUUCUGGUAGAUAGAAGGCAUAUGGACCAUUCUUAAUAGAACACAAUACCAAGAUAAGAAAAUAUAAAAGGGUUUCGUGAAGCAAGUAUUAUGAUGAACAAAAAAGUGCGUCAGAAUAUGGUAAACUCUCGCUAAAGAACAAAGUUGCACCAUAAGAUCAAUUCGUGUAGAAACUCUUCUGAUUUAUUUCUAAACUAUUUCGGGAUCACCCUCCUGGAAACAUCUUAAUAAACCAACAACUCAGACCGAGUCUUUCAUAGAGGUCAUUGGGAAAACUGAAAAGUUGCCAAUAAGAUGUCUGCCAACCUUACAUAUUUGUUAUCAUUUUAACAAUGAUGCAACAACGAUCAAACCUAAAAAAUAGUAGCUUACCAAGACGAUGAGGACUAUUAGCAUAUUCCUUUAAAUAUGCAGUUUAUUAAAAAAAACUGGACCAUAGUAGGUUAUACAUCUCUGAGUAACGUUUUUUGUGCUUAUUUUUUGUAUUAUGCCUAUUUACACUAAGGAAGAGUACACUGACAUGGCGUGUGAUGCCGCCCGCAGAAAUGCUCGUGAAGCCCAAAGGAUUUAUCAGGAGAUGCAUCCUCAUCGAAGAUUACCUCACCACGAGACCUUUUCGACGACGUAUCGUCGCUUGAGGGACACCGGAAGCGUACAUUUUCAAGAGCCACGUAUUAAUGUCAGAGAGCAAAAUCUUGCAGUUGAUGAACGGAUACUUCAAGCCUUCGAAGAAAAUCCUAACACAAGUAUUCGUGCUGUGGCGCGCGCUCUUAACCUAACCAUUUGGAAAGUGUGGUCAGUUCUUCGAGCCGUCUUCUGUCUGAUUCUCUUAGUCUUGCAGAAGGUGAUCCUGCCAGGCAAAUGGAAUUCUGUCGGUUUUUAAUGCACACAGAUGUAGACGAUAGAGGAUUGUUAAAACGAAUUCUAUGGACAGACGAAUCCUGUUUUAACCGCGAGGGUAUUACGAAUCUACAUAAUUUGUACCAUUGAGAAACAAAUGGUAGAAAUCUCAUGAAAUAAAUGAAAUAAAACUCUUAAUUUUU
Molecule: messenger RNA, 1594 nt
Organism: Anthonomus grandis grandis
Lineage: Eukaryota; Metazoa; Arthropoda; Insecta; Coleoptera; Curculionidae
Exons: 3
Coding region: 1039-1434 (131 amino acids)
Source: RefSeq, a predicted model, not a curated record